GAAAUUCGGCCAUGGUAUGGAUGAGGAAGAAGAAAAAAUAACAAACACACUGAUAGAGAACGAGACGGAUGGGUGAAUCGAGAGAAGAAAAAAUAAAAACAAUGAGAGAAUCUGACAGCUGUUUUUUUCUCUCUUCAAUUUGUAAUACAUCGUGAAUAUGACAGUUGUUCACAGCUACAUGCUAUGAGUGGUGUUGAGCAAUCGAGCAAGCGAGUGAGAUAGCAAAAGAGAGCACACGGAGAGGAAAAAAAAAACAAUGAAAAAAAUUCAGUCAUACUUAUUUUACGUCGAUGCAAAUGUUAUGUGAUUGGAGAUGUGAGUGAAAAAUAUCAUAUGUGUGAUCGGAGCAAGAGAAACGAGAACAAAGCAAAAAUAUUCGCAGCACAGUGAGAAAGUUGGAAGCGACAGUGAAGACGACGACGCAAUAGAAAUUGUUUUUUUUAUCAUCAACAAAUUGAUUUGGGCGAGAGGGAAAACACACUACAGAAAAAAAGCCAAGAAAUCGUCUGAACAAUGACGUUUCGACGUAAUAAAUUGAUUGGUCGCCAGAUCGGCUGUAUCCGCACGAAAUAUUGAUUCAAUAUGACGGCAAAUUUUCCAAUUCACUAGACAUUUCCACAUUUCGUGUGUUUGUAUAAUUAAUUUAAGUGCUGUUAAUGCUCCUUUCCUCGAGUGUGUGUGUGUGUUUACAUUUUUGGUGGAUGACAAAGAGUGAAAAAUACGGAAUAGUCAAAUGUCAAAGUACUAAGUGCAAUAUCAAAAGUGGAAAAACAAUUUGCUAUCCUUGUUUGUACUGAAGUGAAGUUAACUAGCAAAGCAAACAGAAACAAAAACUUUUCAUUUUAAACGAAAUUCAAACGAUGACAUCUUACUUUGAAUCGAAUGCGAUUAUUUGCGCAUUUUGUGAAAUGAAUUUUUUGUGAUAUUGAUAAAAGUACUAAACGACAUAUGGUGAAUCAAUUUUAGACCGUUUGAUGCAAGAGAUUGGUUGUGCACUCAAAGCGAACAGCAUAUUGGACUGGACUGAAGGCAACUGCUUCUUCUUCUUCUUCAGUGAAUAAAUUGUGCGAUGUGAAAGCCAGGACUGAAACUUCUAUAAAUUUGUUACAAUUUUAUUGAGGCAUAUCUAUUGAAAAAAUUAAAAUCAAAGCCAAAACCUAUCGGUCGAUGGUCUUGCAUCGUUUUUAUUAACGACACAGAACAAAUAAAUUAGCAACUACAUUUCGAUUUUGUUUACAACAAUCAAACACCGCACGUUGCAAUGCAUCGAAUUAUCGCGUCGUUGGCUUUCACAUUUAUAGUGUUUGUACAAACAACCAAGUCAGAUGUACUGGUUUACUCACAAUAUAACAAUCAGCAAAUUGUUGAAGAGUUUCACGAUUUGCCCUCUCGAUUCGGUACCGCAUUUCCAGUCAAUGGAUUACGUGGCCUUGCGGCCUAUUCGAAUCCAUCAAAUGCAUGCACGCCUAUCAACCCACCACCACAGAAUUCAACCAAAGCCAAAUGGAUCGUUCUUAUUUCUAGGGGUGAAUGUUCUUUUGAGAUAAAGGUGCGAAAUGCUCAAUCGGCUGGCUUUAGUGCUGCCAUAGUUCACAAUGUUGGCAGCGAAGACCUCGAAUCAAUGUCUGCGAACAAUGACGAUGGCAUCGACAUUCCGUCAAUGUUCGUUGGAGAACAAACUGGUCGAAUAAUUAUGGUCAAUUACUUGUAUGAUAAUGGAUUCGUACUCGUGCUGAACGAUGAUCUGCCUUUCAAUAUAAAUACCCAUUUGAUAGUCCCGUUCGCUAUUGUGGUUGCCUUAUGUUUUAUCGUUAUGAUUGGCUUCAUGAUAAUGAAAUGCUUGAACGAACAGCGAAGACUUCGUCGGCAUAGGCUACCGGGAUCAGUGCUAAAGAAAAUUCCAAUCAUUCGAUUCGUGAAAGAGGAACACAUGUCACUCUAUGAAAUUUGUGCCAUCUGUAUUGAGGAUUAUGUGGAUGGAGAUCGAUUGCGCGUGUUGCCGUGUUCACAUGCUUAUCACAAUAAAUGCAUUGAUCCAUGGCUUACGAAGAAUCGUCGGGUUUGCCCGAUUUGCAAACGGAAGGUAUUUGCACGUGGUGAGCCCAGGCGACGUAGACGACGAUCAACGGAUGAUAGUAUGAGCGAUUCGGAUCAAGAUGAUACCACUCCACUAAUCAAUCCCGUUGACCAUACGAAUUCGCAUGGCACAUUCAAUGCAAUAGCACCACCACAUGAAGAAUCGUCAUCUGAUGGAACCAGUCCACAACAACGUACGAAUCCAUUCAAUCGGCAACCAACUUUAGACAUACCGAAUGCAGAUGUCGUCGAAUCUGAAUCGAUUUGGUCAAGGAUAUUGAGCGUGUUCCAUAUGCGUGCAAGUGAUGAUCAAGACAAUAGCCAAAAUUUGGAUGGGAAUCAACCGAAUGAUGAUGAAGUUCAAACAAUUAUGUCACAAUCUCAAUCGAAUGAUGCACCAAUCGCUUCAUACGGAUCCUCAAGUAGUAAUAAUGUGAUGAACAUGAAUUUAAGUGGAUCGAUGCAACGAUUCAAUCGAAAUCGUCCAUCCACUAUCCAUUCAAACGAUAGUGACGAUGACGAUGGAAAUUCAACAACACGUUAUCAUGAAUGCAAUGAGAGCCAGACGAUUUUUGCGCCAAUUUCAACGUCACAGCCAGCGAUAAUCAAUCAACAAGUGCCCAGCCAAUCGAUCGCCGGUACAUCGUCACAUCAGCGAAUAGCUGUGGCCGCGUUACCAAACCUAGAUUAUGAUCAAUUCAACUCAAGAGGCUUUUCAGCAUCAUCUCCAUCUCUGUAUUCACAGCCAGAGUCAAGCAGUCGACGAAAUUCUGACGGAUCCGAUCAACGACGUACCGAUUUUGCACGAAAUACAACUGCCGCCAGCAAUAAAUAUUUUGUGUAAAACUUAGAGAGAGAAAAAAACAACAACUUGCUAUUUUCUUAGACGUUUAAAAGUGAUUUAACGUUUGCUGGGCUUAAAUUUUCUUUAUUUGUUUUUUUUUCGUACAACUGGAAAUGUUCGUUGUUUUCACGAAGCGAAAGAGAACAAGAAAAAAGUUGUAAUUUUUUUUAAAAAAAAUUAGUUUUCAAACCUUAUGACAUUGGACAGAAUGCAAAGAGUUCGAAUCCGUAAUUUUAUUAAUUGUGAUUUACAUUGUAAUAGGAAAGAAUGUUUAACAAGGAGGUUUUUGAAUUGAAAUGGAUCAUAGAAAUUCAGAUUGAAGUUAGGAUAUAUUCACAUCCAAAAUGUUAAACAAAGAAAUUAAAAGAGAAAAAAACACACACAUAUAUAUUCAUCGCUCGCCAAGUUCCAAAUACUUACUAAAUCUGGAAAUAGAAAAAAAUAGUUUAUCGAUAAGCAACUCUAACCAAAACAAAAGAAUACACACACAAUAUGUUAUAUUUAAUCAUAAACAAUACAUAAUUUCAGUUUGCAGUGAAAUUUCCGAAAAAGAUGCAAUAGAAUUUAGGAAAAGAGCGCUGAUAUUGCCAUUCUACCAUUCAGGGUUUCAUUUAAAAUACCUAUAUCUAUUCAUGUUUGGAUGGUGUGUCUUGAAUAACUUAAAGUCUUCUCGAAUUAAACAUAUUUGAGACAAGAAACAAACAAACCACAUUCACUGAGUCUUUUACAAAAACUUUAAAUAACUUUAACUACCAAAUAAAUAAAUAAAACAAAACUAAGACAGAAAAUAAAGUUUAAAAAUACAAAUACCUUCGAAACGAGUGGUGACAAUAGCAAUUUUACUUGUCUUUUCGAUAUAUUGUAUGGAGAUUUUUUUUUUGUUACUUUGUAAGUGAGAUACACGAAAGUUAUUAGGCUUUAACAAAAGGAUUAAUAAAAUGAACAAAAAUCUAUCUGAAA
Messenger RNA from Sitodiplosis mosellana (orange wheat blossom midge), 3880 nucleotides. It is a transcript of the gene gzl, whose product is annotated as E3 ubiquitin-protein ligase RNF13. Bases 1262 to 2920 code for a protein of 552 amino acids. Gene Ontology annotation, cellular component: cytoplasm; nucleoplasm. The record is from RefSeq and is a predicted model, not a curated record. Lineage: Eukaryota; Metazoa; Arthropoda; Insecta; Diptera; Cecidomyiidae. The transcript is spliced from 9 exons.